Eurypyga helias (sunbittern) is the source of this 913-nucleotide messenger RNA. RefSeq names its product chromosome unknown open reading frame, human C5orf51 (gene RIMOC1). Gene Ontology annotation, biological process: mitophagy. The record is from RefSeq and is a predicted model, not a curated record. The transcript has 5 exons. Bases 1 to 864 code for a protein of 287 amino acids. Lineage: Eukaryota; Metazoa; Chordata; Aves; Eurypygiformes; Eurypygidae.
AUGAAGUGGAAAGGGAGAGCAAGAAGGGCUGUUGCUGAGUCCUUUCCAGCGCUAAGGCUGUGUUGUAUUCUUCCUGCAGAUACCUUCUUAGCAAAGGGCUCUGCUACUCUGGACAAACUGAAGGACCUUUGUAACGAAGGGAAAGAACAUCCUUCCGCGCUUCUGCAGCUCUAUACACAGGCUGUCUUAGACAUCACAUAUUUUGAGGAAAACCAGCUUGUGGAUGAAGAUUUUCCAGAAGAAUCUUCCUUGCAAAAAGUUAAAGAACUUACUUCUGUUCUUUCAGAACCAGAAGACCUGGUGAGGGAAUGCAACAUAAAUGAAGAACCCAUCGACAUCCUUGGUGCAGAGUUGUUAGAAUGUCUUUACUGGAGAAAAGGAGCCCUGCUUUACAUGUAUUGUCAUACAGUGAAAGAAAGGAGUGAAUGGCUACAAGAAAACAUUGCUGUAUUUAAAAAGUGUCUGAAUGAUGGAGUUGAAUACUUGAUCAAGAUGCUUAGCUUUAGAUGCCCUCUUCAGUUAAAUGAAGACGUCUCACUUCAAGAUAAAGACACGGCUCGAUUACUCAGUGAAGGUAUAUUUAGUGACACUCACUUCCUGGCAAUGAUGUAUAGCGGGGAAAUGUGCUACUGGGGACUGCGACACUGUGGAGAAGGGAAGCAGGAAAGCCUUGAGGGAAUAGAUUCCCUCUGUAACGCUGACAUGGGCUGCAGAUCAGAGGGCGUGUCUCUGGAUUUCCGAGAAACGGGCAAAAACAUGUUAACAAAGUAUGUGGCUGUAUGUGAGGGACCUUUAAAAGGCCAAGGGUGGAACACAGCAACUGCAAAACAAAUACUGGGUUAUUUUGUGAAAUCCUGCAACUGAAAUACGCUGCUUUGGCUGCGCUGGAAGAAACCUUGUGUGUGAAGAGCAC